This is a messenger RNA of Dichotomopilus funicola, 1170 nucleotides long. RefSeq lists its product as uncharacterized. The record is from RefSeq and is a predicted model, not a curated record. The coding region runs from base 1 to 1170 and encodes 389 amino acids. The transcript is spliced from 2 exons. NCBI's taxonomy places the organism in Eukaryota, Fungi, Ascomycota, Sordariomycetes, Sordariales, Chaetomiaceae.
AUGGCUGAGACGGUCGCUGGCGACGUCCCGAUGGCCGACGCGUCAGAGGUCGGCAAUUCUGCCGUUGACCAGGACAACCAGCCUACAACGACGACGACUACUACGACCACCGAAGACAGCGCCGGCAGCGUCCAUCAAGAUACCCGGCAGCAGUCCGCGCCGGCCGGCUCCGACACGGCCACGCCGGCCGAUGCCGCCUCGGCCCCGGCCCCAGGAGCGUUCCCAAAGAAACGCCGUGGCCGUCCCCCGGGCCGUCCCAACGCGACGGUGCGCGACGCCGACUACGAAGAGAAUGAACUCGUCAAGAUCUGGAACACAGCCAAGACCGAGCCGGCAGUGCCCGUAGUGAGCAUCAACAUCCGCGACGCGCUGACCGAGCAAUCCUUGGUGCACGACACGCAGCGCACCAUCUUCCGCCUCGCCAGCCGCGAAACCAUCCUGUUCGUCCAGGGCUGGAUCACGGCCAAGCAUAUCGCUUCGCAGCGGCCGAGCUACGUCAAUGGCCUGCUGAUUCACUCGCGUGGCCACGACGCGGCGGUUUCGUGUGCGCAGUGUGUUGAGAAGCGUGGGAAGGGGGCGCUGGGCCCGUUUAUGGUUUGUCGCGUGCUGCCGGGGUAUUAUCAUGAUAGUUGCUCGAACUGCAAGUGGUUUGAUAAUACUUCGUCUUGCUCGCUGUAUACGGGCAGUCGGCCGAAUCGGAAGCGCAAGGCGAAGGAGCUUUUGCCGGCUCCGGCCUCGGGCGAGGAUGGGUCAGCCGAUGCGGAUGGGACUACUACUCCUACUGCGACCAACGGUGACCAGGGCGAGGAAUCCAAAUCAUCGUCGUCGGCACGCCAACAAGACGGGCCCGUCGACCCGAAACUGCGCGCUACGGGUCUUCCCCAGCCCGAUGCCGACAUGGGCGGGGUGUCUGCUCUGGGCACCGAGUCACCACAGCAAGAGGAGCAGAAAGAGACACCUGCGGGUGAUGAGCACGACCGGGACAACGACGGCGAUGAGUCGGCGGACCCGAGCCCGUCCGACUCACACUCGCAUUUUCAAUUGGGUCCGUCGGCUACGGCCAGAGAUCAGGACCAAGAGGGCGAAGGCGAGGAGGAGGAGGAUUCCGAUUUUGUCGCGGCCCAACUGGCUGCUCAGCUCUUGCCUGAGCUGCAUAGGUCGGAUGUUUAG